AUGGACAGCGACACAACGGCUCCAUACAAAAGCGUAGGCCUGAAGAGCGCUCACUUUCCUCUCGCUGUGUCUCUACGUGAGGAGCGAGUCUACUUUCCCGUCUCUAUCGUGGCGAACGGCCUACGCUUGACCGGUAGUAAAUUUGUGGUUGAACAGAGUAGGGACGCAGGCAAAUGCACUUCAUCAAAUGACGGCAUUCUUGCUCGUGGAUGUCUUAUUCGCGCGUUUUUUUGUACCGUUUAUGUCGGAAAAGACUUAUUUCUACACCUGCGAGUUAGCCUAGCCAGUGGCCUGCACAGCUGCCCGACUACGAGAGGGCUCGGGGCCCCUAUCAGUAAGCCUUUUUCUGAGAGUUUAAGUGUCAGCGCCACUCUUUUAUUUCGCCGCCAUUUCGGUGUUGAUGCAUAUGGUCCACCAUCCCUUGUUCUGGUUCCCAAAACAAAAUAGGUCAUUGCACUGUGGCAUACGUCAUGACGUAGAUGUACGUUCUACCAGGAGCGCUCGUCUCCACAGAUGCUUCCCCUUCCACACGAAACGAGGGGACGGCGACCGCAUGGCUCCUCGUGAUUUGUUCUUGCAGUGUGUUGCUUCGUAUUACCUUCUUAAAUCUAUGUUUUCUUGGUAGAUCUCCCAGAAGGAGCUCUCUUCAAAAGUGGAGGGAGAUGUCCGCCUCCGAUGCCAGGAGCGGGAUUCAGCGAAGCGCAGUGCAGAUGCAACGGGGCAAGCGAGCGCAGAUUUAUGUCGAUCUGGAGUCUAGCAC
This is a messenger RNA of Toxoplasma gondii ME49, 760 nucleotides long. RefSeq lists its product as hypothetical. The transcript has a single exon. NCBI's taxonomy places the organism in Eukaryota, Apicomplexa, Conoidasida, Eucoccidiorida, Sarcocystidae. The record is from RefSeq and is a predicted model, not a curated record. Bases 1 to 447 code for a protein of 148 amino acids.